UUAUAUAUAUAUUAUAGUAGUGGCUUACGAACAUUUAAUUUUUAUAUUAAAUACCUAUGUUUAUGAUUUUAGAUUAAUAUAAAUACAUCUUGUAUAUAAAUGGCUAUAUAUAUGAGGUGUUUCAGACUACAAAGUUUUAAAUUUUUCAGCACUAGAACAUCUGAAAUACUACAGUUGUUAAAUAAAGAUGCAAGGGUGCCAUAUGCUGUUUACAGAAGAUGUAAAUAUAAUAUGUGGAUCUGCCAGUAUAUACAACUAAAUAGAUAUCAUACUAGUUGCAGCUUAUAUAAGAGAAGAAAAACUGCCGAAGAAAGAAAAUCUUCUAAGCUGAUAGAAUAUUCUCCAAAAGCAAAAUCUGAAAUAGUAGACGUAUGGAGAGGUAUAACGCCAUCAGAAUUAUCUGAAAUAUUAAAUCAAAACUUGAAUUAUGUGUAUGAAAUAUUUUUAAAUCAAGUUCACCAUCCACAUACACCGAUUGACGAUAUUAAGGUUCUUCAGCUAGCAAUACGUAGAAGUGGUCGUCGUAUGCGAAUUAUCGCAAAUCCUAAAGAUAUUACCAAAGAAGUUAUAAAGAAGGAUGCCUACCCUCGACCUCCUCCAAAGAAAGACGAUUUAAAACCUCGACCACCGGUUGUUACUGUUAUGGGUCAUGUAGAUCAUGGCAAAACUACAUUACUUGAUUCUUUAAGACAGUCCAAUGUUGUUAACCAAGAAUUUGGAGGAAUAACUCAGCACAUUGGAGCAUUUUCUGUUACAUUAAAAUCUGGAGCAAAAAUAACAUUUUUGGAUACUCCUGGACAUGCUGCUUUUACAUCCAUGAGGAAAAGAGGUGCUAAUGUUACAGAUAUAGUAAUUUUAGUAGUAGCAGCAGAUGAUGGUGUUAUGGAGCAAACAGUAGAAUCAGUUAGAAUGGCUCGACAAGCUCAAGUUCCAAUUUUGGUUGCAAUCAAUAAAAUAGACUCACCAAAAGCAGAUAUUGAGAAAGCAGAAAAAAUGUUACUAGAAAUAGGUCUACAAGUUGAAAAACUUGGUGGUGAUAUUCAAGCAGUGCCCAUAUCUGCAUUAAAGAAACAAAAUCUGGAUCAGUUAACUGAAGCAUUAAUAUUACAAGCGGAACUAUUAGAAAUUGGCGGUGAUCCUACAGGACCAGUUGAAGCAACUGUUAUUGAAAGUCAAAUCCAUCCACACAGAGGAAAACUUUGCACUGUUAUAGUACAGAGAGGAACUCUGAAGAAGGGAGAUAUCUUAGUUGCUGAUGCAGUUAUGGGUAGAGUGAGGGCAUUAAAAGAUGAAGAAGGCAAACCUUUACAAGAAGUUGCUCCAGGUUAUCCUGCAGAAAUUGAAGGAUGGAAAGAAUUGCCACCUGCGGGCGCACAAGUACUACAAGUAGAAUCAGAAAAAAGAGCUAGAGAAGUAUUAAAAGUUAGAGAAGGAAUAAAAGAUCAAGAGAAAUUGGAAGAAGAUGCUAAGGAAAUAACUAAGAAAAUGGAACAACACAAUAGAGAAUAUAAAGAAAAGUUAGAAAUGAAGAGAAGAUUAGGUAGAUAUAAAUUGAAAAGAGAAGGCCCACGUCAACCUGAAAUUUCCAAAGAUGAUAAUACAAUUCCUACAAUAAAUUUAAUAGUAAAAGCAGAUGUAGAUGGAACUUUGGAAGCCUUAUUGGAUACUUUGGAUACAUAUGAGUCUACAGAAUGUAAAAUGGAUUUGGUUCAUUAUGGAGUAGGCUCAAUUAUACCAACUGAUGUAGAAUUAGCAGAAACUUUUAAUGCCAUAAUUUAUGCCUUUAAUGUGGAUGUACCACCAAAUUUAAAAAAGACUGCCGAAGAGUUAAAUGUAGUUAUUAAACAUUUCAAUGUCAUCUAUAAAUUAAUAGAUGAUAUCAAGGAGGAGAUUAAUGUUACUUUACCACCGAAAGAUGUUGAAGAGACUUUAGGUGAAGCUGUUGUGUUACAGCAGUUCGAAAUAACACAGGGUAGAAAAAAAAAUCCUGUUGCUGGAUGCAGAUGUGUUAAAGGCUCUUUGAAACGAACAGCAAUGUAUAAAAUAAUUAGAAAUGGGGAAGUGAUACAUACAGGUACCCUUUCAUCAAUGAGGCAUUUGAAAGAUGAAGUGGAUGUUAUUAAAAUAGAUACAGAAUGUGGUUUGCAGUUAUCUGAAAAAUCUGUUAAUUUUCAACAAGGAGAUAAAAUUAUUUGUUAUGAAAUAAAAACUAUACAUCAGAAAAUUAAUUGGGACCCAGGAUUUUAAAUAUCUUUAUUUGCACACUUAAAGCUUGUAAAUAUAAAAAGUAUUAUAGUGUCUUUUUAGUA
Molecule: messenger RNA, 2309 nt
Organism: Anoplophora glabripennis (Asian longhorned beetle)
Lineage: Eukaryota; Metazoa; Arthropoda; Insecta; Coleoptera; Cerambycidae
Gene: mIF2
Product: translation initiation factor IF-2, mitochondrial
Exons: 8
Coding region: 100-2247 (715 amino acids)
Biological process (GO): translational initiation
Molecular function (GO): GTPase activity; GTP binding; translation initiation factor activity
Source: RefSeq, a predicted model, not a curated record